UUUAAAUUAAGAUGGUUAAAAGCAGCAAUUUUCUUCUGCGUAGUGAAGUUUCAAAGCUGGAUUAAGUCAAUGUUCAGCUGUAAACGUUGGAAAGACCAAGCAUAACGUUCUGGUUAGGGUUAGGAACAUGUCAGCGUUACACAUGACCCCCAUUCCCAGGGGUUCGGAAUUCUGAGGUUCUACUGUAUUUUUUAAGUCCAAGUUUGCUUUUACUUUCGUUUCUCCCAGCUAGGGCUGGGAAAUUGAAACCUAGAGACCUUCUUGCACCUGCCUGUCAUCAGUGAUUAUGCAAACUUCUCUAAUGCACUUGAAUUGGCUAACGAUACUCAGGUGACAGACUCAGAGCCACACGCAGCAAACAUGCUUGACAGUCUUGUUACUCUGGCUGGAGCAGGCAUUGCAGCAGGGCUGACGAAGCGGAGCCGCUAUCCCAGUGAUCAGGGCGUGUGGGUCAGAGUCUCAGUCAUGGUUGGAUUUAUCCCUAUUGCUGUUGGAGCAACUGUUGGAUUAGGCGUUGUCACCGUUGCUGUCCCAGCAGCACUCGGGGCAGCAGGCUUUACUGGAGCAGGCAUUGCAGCUGGGACCCUUGCUUCCAAGAUGAUGUCAGCAGCGGCCGUAGCCAAUGGAGGAGGGGUAGCCGCUGGGAGUACUGUGGCAGUGCUGCAAUCUGUGGGUGCUGCAGGUCUUUCUCUUGCUACAAAAGGGGCGGUGACAGCUGUUGGGGGAGUACUUGGAUUCUUCUUUCCAAAGUGAGAGCUACGACUGUUCUUCCCUCUUCCUCCUGCAGGAACAGCCGCUGCAACCUGCCUCUUGCUUCUUCUGCCUUCUCAACAAAGAGCCCUUACAAUCUGUUUGGCUGGUGGCUGAAAUGUGAGAAAACAAUAAAAGCUUUUUGCUGAUUUAAA
Messenger RNA from Gopherus flavomarginatus (Mexican gopher tortoise), 905 nucleotides. RefSeq names its product interferon alpha-inducible protein 27-like protein 2A. Gene Ontology annotation, biological process: apoptotic signaling pathway. The transcript is spliced from 7 exons. The record is from RefSeq and is a predicted model, not a curated record. Lineage: Eukaryota; Metazoa; Chordata; Testudines; Testudinidae. Gene Ontology annotation, cellular component: membrane; mitochondrion. The coding region runs from base 361 to 753 and encodes 130 amino acids.